Molecule: messenger RNA, 1890 nt
Organism: Neogale vison (American mink)
Lineage: Eukaryota; Metazoa; Chordata; Mammalia; Carnivora; Mustelidae
Gene: MNS1
Product: meiosis specific nuclear structural 1
Exons: 11
Coding region: 78-1565 (495 amino acids)
Biological process (GO): cilium organization
Cellular component (GO): motile cilium
Source: RefSeq, a predicted model, not a curated record
GCUCUCAGCUCGCCAUCGCUUUUGCAGCGAGCGGUGGUGGCGGCUGGAUCCUCAGAGCGGGAUUUUCCUCUGCCAAGAUGGCUUCUAGAAGGCGAACUUUGAGCUUCAGUGAAAGGCAUCAGAAACAAGUAGAUACAAAUUACUGCAAACAAUUACAUGUCCAGUCGGUAAGAAAGAUACAAAAUCAAAUCAGGGACCAAAUGGUGCAGAAUGAAAAUGAUGACCUCGUGGAGCGCAAGAGAUUCCUCAGAUUAUUACAGGAUGAACAAUUUGAGUUGGAUAUGGAAGAGGCCAUUCAAAAGGCAGAAGAAAACAAAAGAUUGAGGAAACUCCAGCUUGAACAAGAAGAAAAAUUGGCUAUGGAAUUGGCGAAACUAAAACAUCAAAGUCUAAAGGAUGAAAAGAUGAGGCAACAAGUAAGAGAAAACAGUAUUGAGCUCAGAGAAUUGGAGAAAAAAUUAAAAGCCGCUUACAUGAAUAAAGAAAGGGCGGCCCAGAUUGCAGAGAAGGAUGCCAUUAAAUACGAGCAAAUGAAACGUGAUGCUGAAAUAGCCAAAACCAUGAUGGAGGAGCACGAGAGAGCAGUAAAGGAAGAGAGUGCUGCGGAAGACAAACGGAAUAAAGUAAAAGCACAGUAUUAUCUUGACUUAGAGAGACAACUUGAAGAACAAGAGAAGAAAAAACAGGAAGCAUAUGAGCAGUUACUAAAAGAGAAACUCAUGAUUGAUGAAAUUGUUAGGAAAAUUUAUGAAGAAGAUCAAUUGGAAAGACAGAAAAAGUUAGAAAAAAUGAAUGUAACUCGAAAGUAUAUAGAAGAGUUUCAGAAAGAGCAGGCUCUCUGGAGAAAGAAGAAACGUGAGGAGAUGGAAGAAGAAAACAGAAAAAUUAUAGAAUUCGCCAACAUGCAGCAACAAAGAGAAGAAGAUCGGAUGGCAAAAGUUCAAGAAAAUGAAGAGAAAAGACUACAGCUUCAGAACACGUUGACUCAGAAAUUGGAAGAAAUGCUGCGGCAACGUGAAGAUUUGGAACAAGUGCGACAAGAAUUAUACGAGGAAGAGCAAGCUGAAAUACAUAGGAUGAAACUAAGAGAGGAAGCAGAAGAGAAAUUGAGAAAGCAAAGGGAGUUGAAGCAAGAUUUUAUAGAACAAAUGGCCCUGAAGGAAUUAGUACUCCAGGCUGCGAAAGAGGAAGAGGAGACCUUCAGAAAGGCUAUGCUAGCUAAGCUUGCUGAGGAUGAUCGGAUAGAACUGAUGAAUGCUCAGAAACAAAGAAUGAAGCAACUAGAACACAGGAGGGCUGUGGAAAAACUCAUUGAAGAGCGUCGCAACCAGUUCCUUGCAGACAAACAACGUGAACUAGAAGAAUGGCAGUUGCAGCAAAGAAGACAAGGAUGUAUUAAUGCAAUUAUAGAAGAAGAAAGACUAAAACUUCUCAAAGAACAUGCUACAAAAUUACUAGGCUAUCUCCCUAAAGGAGUAUUUAAAAAAGAGGAUGAUAUCGAUAUGCUUGGUGAAGAGUUCAGGAAAGUAUAUCAGAAAAGGAGUGAAAUUUGUGAAGAGAAAUGACACCAUCAAGAUUAGGGAGAGUGGAAGAACCAUGACUCCGUAUCUUUUCACCACCACGUAACUUUGUGGACAGAAGGAAAUAGUUGUUGGGAUUCAAUUUUCAGUCUUCCCUGUUUCAAGAGGCAAACUAAACCCCUAAGAUAAUAGUUAUUCUUGUACAUACUUUCUUUAAUUAAGGAGUAUCCAUACAGUAUUUCUAGUCCCAUUUGCCACAUUACUCAUAUACUUGUAUGAAAAUAUCCCUUUGCUUGGAUGACACAUUGUAUAUAAAUCUUAUUAUGUAUGUUAAUAGAUAAAAUUUUGUGCCUAGGGGCGUCUGGGUGGC